Pygocentrus nattereri (red-bellied piranha) is the source of this 1504-nucleotide messenger RNA. RefSeq names its product dr1-associated corepressor. The record is from RefSeq and is a predicted model, not a curated record. Gene Ontology annotation, biological process: transcription by RNA polymerase II; negative regulation of transcription by RNA polymerase II; positive regulation of transcription by RNA polymerase II. Bases 166 to 636 code for a protein of 156 amino acids. NCBI's taxonomy places the organism in Eukaryota, Metazoa, Chordata, Actinopteri, Characiformes, Serrasalmidae. The transcript is spliced from 7 exons. Gene Ontology annotation, molecular function: RNA polymerase II general transcription initiation factor activity; transcription coactivator activity; protein heterodimerization activity. Gene Ontology annotation, cellular component: negative cofactor 2 complex; nucleus.
UCCUACGUCAUUGGGGGCGUCACCUUCCUAAGAUCUCCUCAACUUCUCAGCUUUCUUCAUUUCUGAUUCUGCACUUCCUAUGAAAGGUAAACAAAUGGAACACCGGAGACCAAGCUGUCAAAAUACCCAAGAUGUAAUCCGAAAACGGGCAUUUAAAGGACCGAAAUGCCUGGACAGAAACGAAAAUACAACGUGCGCUUUCCUCCUGGUCGCAUUAAGAAAAUCAUGCAGAAAGAUACAGAGGUUGGGAGAAUGGCCACUGCCGUUCCAGUUAUCAUCUCUAAAGCUUUGGAAAUGUUCUUGAUAUCAUUCCUCACCAAGACGAGCUUUAUCACCCAGUCGAAGAACAGUAGAGUCAUGUCCGUCAACCACAUGAAGCAGUGCAUUGAGUCUGAGAAGCUGUUUGACUUCCUGAAGGACCUUGCAGAACAGGCCUGUGGAGCAUCAACACCUAAAGAGGGUAAACCCAAGGGGAAAUGUCCAGGGCACAGAAGAAAGUGGCAUAACAUGUCGAUCAUUCCAAAGUCCCCUGAGAAAGAAGAGCUGCCCAAAAGGACCAACACUGAGCCACCAAUCCGCAGUGACUCGUCUAGUGAGUCUGAGCUUGUUAUCUGCUUGGAGACCCAGUCGCCUUGAUAAUGGCUGCUGGAAUACAUUCUCUGUAGCUCCUACUAUCCACCUGACUGAAAACUGCAGCAAUAUUUAUGAAGACCCAACAAAAGUUUUUCUUUUAAUAUUUCCCUGAGAAAUCAUUUUAAUUUGUACAUUUGUUUUUGGUACAGAGGCAGAAUUAAAAAGUGGAACUAAAACACCCUAGUUGUUUAGAAGAAUUUGAUCUUGAACAAAAGGUUUUGUACAUCAGUAAAUUAAGAAAAUUAAGAAUGUGCAUGUGAGUGUCUUUAGUAAGUUUUAGACCCCUUUAUACUGAAAAAGGACUUUAUGUUUAUUCUGUGAGGUUGAUAUUUUCUACUACUGUCUCAUUUUCCUUUUUUUCUGUUGGAUUCAUAACUGUUGUAUUGGCCGGCCAGAAGCUUCUUAAAAGUUAGUCAAACAAUCAAUUUUAAGUUGUGGGUUAGAUGCAUUGACAAUAUGAUGGACACCAUAAAUUUAGAGAACUACUUUGAGUAAUUAUUCAACAGCAUUACCAAUGAUCUGUCUAGAAGAGAGAUUAGUUAAGAUGCACAGUUAAAGAAAACAAUGGCUGUAUUUUAUAGCUGCAUAUGUCCUUUGUCACAUUUUAAAACUGAAAGUAAUGAUGUGGAUGUUAGAUGACUUUGAAAACGUUCCUGCUUUCAACUAACAUUAGUGAUUACCAACACUAAAAAAUCAAAACAGAGGAAAGAUACAUUAAGACACAAAGAUUUCACACUGGGGAUUGUAAAAUAAAUGCAUGAAAUGUCUUGAUGAUGCAACGACAAUUUUAUUUUAAGAAAGUGAAUGAAACAGUCACUUGUUUAGAAAUUGUGAUGCUGCAGUAAAAUAAAUAAAAUCAGACUUAUGUAAA